CGCAACAAAAUGGCGGAAUUCCCCGCGGUGCAAUACAAAGGAAACACGUUCUACCCUACCCUGUGGUUGGGAAAUCGUAAUCCACACAUUCGGUCGCGUAUAAUCCAUGGCGCUGUAUGUGCCGCAGCUGACGAGCACGACAAAGAUCACCUGCGUGCGCAACACGAGUUAAAUAGAGACAGUCAUUUGUUACACGACUUCGCCUGCGGUCAGACAGCGUCGAGUCGCGAUCUUGCGCGACCCACACAACAUCCUCGAUUAUUAAUCUUCUGUUUCACGAGCGACAUCCGCGCGAUUCUGCAUGUGCAGCAGUCACCCUUGGGAAAAGACAACUCGUCACAGGCGCCCGCUGCACUGGCAGCUAAUCAAACCCUGGUGAGUGCGCCUUCCGCAUCCAGUGCGUGCGUGCGUUGUUGUUUUUUUCGCUCGCAUCACGCGCACGUACAAAAACAAUAGACGAUCGACAAUCAACGGCGAGCGCGGACAUCGCACAGCGCAGUUGUGGGUCCGAAUGCGCGCCGCGCGUAGUUUCACGGCGAUGUGCGUUUAAUUAAUCAGCAUUGCGUUAAAUGUGCGGACACGGAUACAGCCGACCAGUAGGUGGACACCAUCCGCUUCAUCCUCUCGUAUCCGCUGAGGUGUAAAUAGAUUAAAAUGGAUCUUUUGGGUGAGAUUCCAACGUCGUCGACACCUGGCACGACAAAUAACAAGCCAAGCAUUGAUUUGGCAGACCUGGUGACACAAUUGCAGCAGGAAAAGCAUCUGGUUAAUGCCGAGAAGAAUCUUAUACAGAGUUUCAAUGAGAAACUCGCGCAUAAUACUCUGGAUUUUUUGAAGGCGGCGUGGAUUAACUUCCAACAGAGGAUUAAUUUGAAUAGUUUGGUUGGAGCCAGGGCUGAUUCCAGUGCUGUGCAAUGCACGAAAAGGGCGCAUAUUCUCACAAACAGCGUUUUUAUUGAUGCUAAUAAAAUAUUAGAAUAUCAGGUUAUGGUGAAUUAUAGCGCGUUUUUGUCUUGUCUGCGCACGCGUCCUGAACUUGCCGCGCAAUGGAUUGUCAUUGGGGAGAGUUUGAUCGACGAUCAGAAGGCGUUUUCGAGUAUUCUGCACAGUGUGGUGACUGGUUUGUAUGGCUCACUUCUCCUGCCGCAGGAUGUCAGGCUAAUGAUGACUUUGCUGCAAUGUUUGGCAAAGUUACAACUUGUUACGACUGAUAAUCCCAGACGGUUAUUGAAACAAAGGCUAUGCGCGUUUUCGCGAAUGUACUUCCUGUUCCACGAGGGAUUAACAUCCGCCAAAUUGUUCCUUAUCGCUGCACUGCAAUCGCCGAUUUUGAAAUUAAUCGCGACGUCUGAUACUUAUUUGGAUAUAGAUCCAAAUAAACCUCUUUCAAGAUUUACAGCUGCUGAGCGGCUGGAAAAGUUUGGAGAGGAAGGCACAGAAUCAUACAACACGAAAAUCUCACAAUAUCGCGCAUGGAGUAUCAAAAAACUCUGCGAAAUGACCAAAGUUUUCAUCAACAGUCUUCAGGAUAACGUUUAUUGUUUUCCCAGCAGUCUUGCCUGGCUCAUCAGACAAAUCGCCUACAUGAUUUCGAAGUCUUUCAGCCCGAAUUCAAAAGAAAUCAACGCAAUAACCACCGAUUUAAUUUUCACGCUGUUUGUUUGUCCGGCAAUUGUUCAGCCGGAACCCUAUGGUAUAUCAGACGCGCCUAUAUCUGAAAUCGCGCGACAUAACCUCAUUCAAGUCGGCACUAUUAUUCAAAUGUUAGCGUUGAUGAAAUUCGAAACACCCGACGCUAAACUCAUGGAUUUGUACAAAUUAUUCGACACUGAAUGCAUUUCGAACUUUCUGGAUAUCAUCCUCAAUAAUUCCGAUAUUCAGUAUUAUGAUAUCGUCAACGAAAAGAUUCCGGUUGAUAACGUGCCGGGAAUAACUCGCAAAAUCGCCUUGUUCACUGAGCAAGACCUGUAUAAUUUAGUAGUGUUCUUAAAACGCGCGCAAAACUCAAUCUCGCAGGAUCAAUCCGGGAAUGAAGAAGCCUCAAGUGAUUAUUGUAGUAAUAACGCGGAUAAUGCGGCUGCGCAGCCAAACGAUCCAGUUGUUGUGCUGGUUAACAAGUUGCCUACCUCCACGGAGGGUUCACCUCGCAAUACGCCAAGUUUAAAUUCAAAUGUUUCGCCCAAGAAAGCGCAGCAAUUGCUGAGUAAAGCCCGCAUGCAUCUCACGAAACAGCCGAGUAACGGAGAAGUAGACUUAGAAUUAAAUAAUGUUGUAUUGGUUAUACCUCUGGAUGUCGAGGAGGAAACAAUUGGGUUGUUACCGGAGGAUAAAGUCAUCGCUAUGGAGUGUAUCGUCGAGGAGACAUUGUUGAUCGAUGUCACGGAUGCAAGUGACUCUGUUGUGGUCCCACAGGGUGUUAAUGGACCAACUGAGAAACGAACAAGAUUCUCACAUAAUGAUGAAGGAUCUAUUGGUAAUACCUCUGAUAAUUUAGAGGUUAUAUCAGAGGCGGCUAGUAAUCACUCGGUGGCGAGCAGUAUUGAGUUGGAGAAUGAAGAUCAGAAUGAUAAUGAUAACCUGUCUGAUAUGGUAAGUGCGAAUGUUUCCGGUAGAGGGACACCGAAUAUCUCCGGCCGCGAUACGCCGAGUUCGCAAGUGACUGAGAAUGAGGAUCAGCGCCCUCUGGUGGAGGUACGUCCGUUUCUUGUGCAGCCACAACCGCAGUUGAAACAAAUCCGAUCGGAAAUCGAUGAUAAAUUUUGUAAGUUUGAGAUUAAGAAACUAUUGGAAGGUGAUGAGACCAUUUCGAUUAUAUCUGAUACAUGGAGCACGGAUGUUUUGGCUUCGGAUAGUGAGACUAUUGAUGCGAGUGAGCGACAUCAUGAAGCGCAACCCCAGUUGCCGCAAGCGGAACAACCGAAUCUCGACGUUGUUGAAACACACAGCGAAAGCGCAUGGUCAACGGAUGUCCUAGCUUCAGACACAGAGAGAUUGACAGAGGUGGAUAAUGAUGAUGUGGCGAGUGUAGCGCCAUCUGAUGAUACAGCUAGUGUAGCGCGCAGUGAUGACGCAGCGAGUGUAGCGCCAUCUGAACGCUCGGAAAUCGACGAUCACAACCUCGAUCGGCGACUUUCCACCGCCAGUGGGAAUCUAGUUCAUUUCGUGCCGAAUAGCCCGAGCGCUUUUCAAGAGUACCAUGAUUCUCGUGAUCGUGAGCGGCGGGAAUCAAUGCCAAACUUUGCGAAAUCCGAAGAGAAUAGCAGUUUUGAGCGGUUUGUACAAGUGGAGAGUUGUAUCAUGCGACAAAUUAGUCGUACCUCCACGGAUAGCUCGAAACGCGAAGCUAUUAUUAUUGAUAAGUCUGUAGAUAUUAAGCGGUCUAUUCUUGGUGAUAUUAGUAAUAGUAUUACAAGCACGCCGGGGCCAAGCGGGGUGAAAGCAAACGCCGAGUCGCCGUCGUAUGUGCUCGUGAAAAACGCCGAGCAUAAGUUUGAAGAUAUCAAAGCGGACAUGCAGCUGAGUAACACCAGUUUGAAUUCUUCGAGUAGUGGUAGUUCGAAUAGUUCCGAGCAGAAAACCAGCGAGAAAUGGAAGAAUAAACUGUGGAGUAAUGGCGAUGCAGUUGACGCGGGCAAUAUGGCCGCCGCUGAUGUGAAGAAACCGAGGCAGAAACCCUCGCCAUCUACCGGUGCGAUACCGAAGAGUAUCAGUUUUGAUAUGAGUGCUGAGAAGGGUGAUAAGGAUCUGGAUGAUGAGCAUCGCAGUAAACGCGGCGGGAGUUUCCUUGGGAAAUUUCGGAUUAAUUUCAGGCAUAGGAGAGGGAAAUCGCUAAGAGGUGGAGGUAUUGGUGGGGAUGAGUAUGGUAGUGUGUUGAGUGGGUUGCGUUUCGAAGAGGAUGAGGUUAGAGCACGGCGGCAUAGUGAAUUCAACACUGUCAAUCUUAAAUCCAUGCAAGAAGUCACUGAAGAUAUUUUGGCAAAGUAUAGAAAUCCGAAACCAAAUGAUACAAGUCCACGUGACACGGUAAAGAGUGAUAAGACACAUAAUGAUUUAGACAACAUUGUUUGUCAUAACGAUGCGCAUAGUAUUCUGAUUGAUGCGAAGAAAAAGCUGCGCUGGGUGUUGAGUAAUUCCAGAUCGCAUUAUUUCAGACUCAAAAAGGAUGGUCGGCGUCACAUAAAGAAAGAUUUAGAGUCUUUUCUGCAAAUUGAGUUGGCGAAAGCGCGUGAUUUGAAGCGGUUGACAUCUGCAGCGCGGGUUGCCGAAGCUUUGCGUUGCGUGCGCCUGUUGGACAUUGCCGGAUUCAACAAACUCUGCGAGACUUUGAAGGAUGAAAUGCAGCGGCGUUCGGUUUAUUGGAAAUAUCUAUUCCGAUCCAAACAGACGCUGCUUUCUUCCCAAUCGUUUUUAAAUGAGUUAGGAGAUCAAGUCCAUCGUGAGCGUGACCUCUGCACCUCAUUUUUGGUCGAAAUAUGCGUGCGAAACUUCUUGGACAAGCACCACGAAGAAUUAACGUCAUUCUGCGCUGAAUUCAAGCAACAGGUACUCAUUGAUGAGAAAAAUCUUCUCCUGGAAGGAUUCCUUAAGCAAUUGUAUGCGUUAAUUGGUAAGGAUGCGAUGUGGUCGGACGCUACAGACCAACAAAUGAAGAUGACACGUGAUGCACUCGAGCGUUCAAUCAUGAUGGAAGUGUAUUUCAACGCUCUGUACCCCAAUGGUGAUGGUGACAGGCAUCGUGAUAACGUGCUAGCCAGUCAUCUACGUAAACUCGCCAGUACGAUCACUCCAAGCAAUAAAUAUCUGAUGAUUAGCAAAGUGCAUCAGAUGGAGUGUCCCUGGUUGCCCGCCCAGGAGGCGCUGCAAGCAAUGGCUGCCUAUCGCACGCCACGUGACAAAGUCGGUUGUGUCACGCGAUGCGCGUUCGCCAUCAUGGAUUUAUUAUCGUUGGCGCAGGGAAGUUCCGCUUCCGCUGACGAUUUGAUUCCGGUUUUAGUUUAUGUUAUUAUUCAAGUAAACCCACAGGAUUUGCUCUCUACGAUACAGUACGUGAACAGUUUCUACGGAAACCUCGCCGGCGAGGAUUUCUUCUACUGGACGCAGUUCUGCUCGGCCGUGGAGUUUACGAAAACGAUGGAAUACGCCGAUUGACACACACUGUUUCGCAGGUACUUGGAUGAUGCCGAACGGUAUUGCAGCUAGCGGUAGGUAACCAACUAAAAUAAAACAAAACAAAACAAUCUUCCACAUGUUUCUCUGGCGUCGGAGGGUGUAAAUUGUGUACAUACUGUUGCAGGCGGUCGAAAUAGUCUAUAUUUUUGUUAAACAAUGAGAGAAACAGGCAAAAUUCAGCUUUAUUACAUUUUUUGCAUAUAUUUAUUACUAAAAUUAAUUCAAUUAUGUCAUUAUAAUAGAAAAUAGAUUAUUUUAACAAUCA
Dalotia coriaria is the source of this 5434-nucleotide messenger RNA. RefSeq names its product GTPase activating protein and VPS9 domains 1 (gene Gapvd1). Gene Ontology annotation, cellular component: endocytic vesicle; cytosol. Gene Ontology annotation, biological process: vesicle-mediated transport; regulation of GTPase activity. The coding region runs from base 655 to 5148 and encodes 1497 amino acids. Lineage: Eukaryota; Metazoa; Arthropoda; Insecta; Coleoptera; Staphylinidae. Gene Ontology annotation, molecular function: small GTPase binding; guanyl-nucleotide exchange factor activity. The transcript has 11 exons. The record is from RefSeq and is a predicted model, not a curated record.